Messenger RNA from Neoarius graeffei (lesser salmon catfish), 888 nucleotides. It is a transcript of the gene cdk5r1a, whose product is annotated as cyclin dependent kinase 5, regulatory subunit 1a (p35). The coding region runs from base 1 to 888 and encodes 295 amino acids. The transcript has a single exon. Lineage: Eukaryota; Metazoa; Chordata; Actinopteri; Siluriformes; Ariidae. Gene Ontology annotation, cellular component: cytoplasm; protein kinase 5 complex. The record is from RefSeq and is a predicted model, not a curated record. Gene Ontology annotation, biological process: brain development; activation of protein kinase activity; positive regulation of cyclin-dependent protein serine/threonine kinase activity. Gene Ontology annotation, molecular function: cyclin-dependent protein serine/threonine kinase activator activity; protein kinase binding.
AUGGGAACAACGCUGUCAGUGUCACCAGGCUACCGUAAGGCAGUGCUGCGCGACGAGGCAGCACAGAACAGCAGGAACACCAAGCGCUCAUCGGUCAUUGGCGUGUUCCCAUGGAAACGCAUUGUAGCUGUUUCAGCAAGACGGAAAGGGUCAAAGAAGCUCCCCGUGGGAGGAGGGAGUCAGGAGGAGAGCACCGUCAGGGUUAGUGUCAGCCUCGAUGGUAACCUAAACCUCAAGAAGUCUCAGUCGUAUGCUAACCUGUCAGUGUUCACACAGGAAGGAGGGCUAAAUGUUCCAAAUUCCAAAACCACUAGUGACAUUGCUGUAAGUGCUGCCCUUGAGGAUCAGGAUCAGGAUCAGGAUGUGUCGGAAGGGUCCAGAUCAUCGAAGCGGAUCUUGGUCCAAGCAACAACCAGUGAGCUGCUGCGCAGUCUGGGUGAGUUCCUGUGCCGUCGGUGUUACCGACUUAAGCGUCUAUCACCAGGAGACCCAGCACUGUGGUUGCGUGGUGUGGACCGUGCCCUCUUGCUACAGGGCUGGCAGGAGCAGGCCUUUAUCUCACCACCAAGUGUUGUCUUUCUCUACAUGCUGUGCCGCGCAGUGGUCUCGGCUGAGGUCGGGAGUGAACACGAGCUGCGCCUAGAACUUCUCACCUGCUUAUACUUGAGCUACUCUUACAUGGGCAGCGAGAUCUCAUACCCACUCAAGCCCUUUCUGUUGCAGCAGGACAGAGAAGCAUUCUGGGAUAGGUGUCUGCAGAUCAUCCACUGCACCAGUCCUAACAUGCUAAAGCUAAAUGCUGACCCACACUACUUCACACAGGUCUUUGCCGACCUGAAGGGCGAAAGUCAGAGAGUGGAAGGGGAGAGAGUACCUCUUGAUCGAUAA